Messenger RNA from Pogonomyrmex barbatus (red harvester ant), 2625 nucleotides. RefSeq names its product bcl-2-like protein 1. The record is from RefSeq and is a predicted model, not a curated record. NCBI's taxonomy places the organism in Eukaryota, Metazoa, Arthropoda, Insecta, Hymenoptera, Formicidae. Gene Ontology annotation, cellular component: mitochondrial outer membrane. Gene Ontology annotation, molecular function: BH domain binding. Gene Ontology annotation, biological process: intrinsic apoptotic signaling pathway in response to DNA damage; extrinsic apoptotic signaling pathway in absence of ligand; regulation of apoptotic process.
GCGGCGCGGCGCGGCGCGGCGCGGUUUCGGCUUCUCGACUUCGGAAAUGGCCGCGGGAAAGUAGAGAGCGGAGCGUUCGUCGCUGACUGGCUGGCAGGCAGGCAGGCAGGCAGACAGGCAGGUUGGUUGGUUGGCCGGGUCGGAUCGGUCGGUCGAUCGUGUGCUCCAAGUUUUCGGGACACCGCGGGCUCGUUUAUCCGGCCGCAUUUCGAGGGCGCGCGGAGGCGCGCGCGCGAUCGAUUCACGCACCAGACGAUCUCGGAGACCAGCGUGAGAUGUGAAGAGCGGCGCGUCACACCGACGUCAGACCUGCGAACGAGACGACGUUGGAAACGGAAACGAUCCUCGACGCUAGUGACGGAGAGUGGUGGGAAGUCUCCCGUGGGAAACGGUUCCUCGCUCGGUCCGUUCGGGAGAAGAGGAUGGCCGGCGAGGACAACGGGACGACGACGAACAAUGAGAUCCUCGGCGAGAAGAGUGGGGAUGAGGGGCAGGGAACGUCAGCGCGAAGGGAACUGCAUUCCAGAGUGGGCGGCAUUCUGGAAUGCGAUCCCUCCGGUAACAGGAAUUCGUCGAACGAGCGAGCCGCCACCACCGCCAUCACCGCCACCGCCACCGCCACCGUCACCGCCGCUGCCACUGCCGCUGCUGCUGCUGCUGCCGACAACGAGGACGGUAUCUGCCGAUAUGCGGUCGGCGUUGCUAACCGCGCUAUGUCUUUCUUCGAGAUUCGAUUUCAAUAUCUCUUUCCACAAUUGGGUCCACCUCCACGUUAUUACAAUAUCCACGACGACUCCAUAGAAUCGACCGCGCAGAUCCUGGCCAAUGAUGUAAUACGGUACUUAUUGAAGGAGGAUAUCUAUCUUAUAUCGCAGGAUCCAGUCUCACGUAGUAUGAGGCACAAUGUGUAUCAAAUGCUCAACAAGCACAGCAUUCUUUUUACGAGUAUGGUAAAUCGUUUAAACGUCGUCCCGGAUACUGCUUACGAAACAUUUGUGGGAGUCGCCAACGAGUUGUUCUUACACGAUGUUAUCACAUGGGCCAGGAUUGUCUGUUUAUAUGCUUUCAUGGGUAGAUUAGCUUUAUGGGCCAGGGACAGAAGAAUGCAUAGUCUCAAAAAGAAACUGCCGUUAUAUGUCUCUAGAUACGUUGGUGAAAACAUAACACAUUUCAUCAAGGGCUACGGUGGAUGGGAACAGCUGUGUGUCGAGUAUCCCGUUGCCGAAGAAAUUAGCGGAGCGGUUUGGCGGAGUUUAUUAAUGACAGGAGCCACUCUUGGCUUGGUCGCCACGAUUUUGUCGGUAACUUCCUGAUGGGGCCUCACCGGACCAUAUGACCUGAGUACGUUUUGUCCAAGAAGCUCUCGCGUACUUACGUUCUUUAAGAACGCGCUCGAAAGAAAUUGUAAAUAGAUUUCUGUAGCGUACGCACAAUGUUACAACAUUUUACACGGACAUCGGAACGAUUCGAUUCAAACGGAGCGCUUGCUACGUCUAUACGAAAAACAUUCAAGAUUAACAAAAGAUACAUCAACGCGUUGACAUACAUAAUUUUCAUAUCAAUGUCACUCGGCUUAGAAUCAUCCUACUUUUUAUAUAACUCCAGUGAACAUACAUAGCAUGAGCGACAGACAAUGACGCUAGUUUCCUAUUACAAUACCUUAUAACAGACUAGUGAAAUUAUUAGAAUAUCUUAUUUAUAUAAUUCUAAUAAUAGACGUUUUAUAUUAAAGCAAUUCCGAAUAAUAAUACUCAAAAUUGAAGAAAUUUGUAAAAAUUUACAAACGAAAUAAGAAUCUCGAAAUUGUAUUGAAUUUAGGUAGACGCAAUCUAUUUAUUUAUAAUUUAUUUUAGGUAGAGAAUAUAUUAAAUAAUAAAUUUUUUCGAAUAUCUUUGGUCAGAGACCCGAUCGCAAUCAUACACUUUUAAACUUUAAGGAAUAUAUGUAAUAUGAAAAAGAAAACGAUGGUUUUCGAAAACCAUAAUGUAUAUUCAAAUAAUGGCUACUUUUUUAUAUGUUGAUAUAUUCUAUUUACACUCGCAAAAAUUUUAUAUGCAUAUUCAGAAUAAAUACUUUUAUAAAAUAACGAUCCUUCUCCUACAAUCAUUAUUGAAACAAGAGAAAAAAAUAGAAAAGAUAUAAAAAUACAUAUUAUGAACAUAAUUAGUUUAUCAAUCUUUAUCAAUUCUGAGAAAAGAUGGAAUCUAAUUUUUUUGUACCUGUUAGUAUAAAAUAUAUACAUGAAUUAUUCGUGUUUGCUGAAAUGAAUAAUUUUUCGUACAUUAUCAAGUACCGUGCUAUCAAUGGAAAGUUACAGGGUAGAGCACAAGUUAUUGUUAUGCAAAUUUAAAUAUAGGUUUAUGAAACAAUUAAUCCUUUUACAAAUAAAACCGCUCAUAAAAUAAUGCAAAGACUUAUUUAAAUGACGUAAGUACUUUUGUUUUUUUGGAGGACAUCGAGUCAACAUCGUUAGAGGAUUUAAUGUAUCAUAAAUUAUAAGUGAUGUUUUAAUAUACUGUUAUAUAUUGUGAGACAAAGGGGAUCAGUUUUAAUAUUACGAAAUACUAUAAGCAACAUACUUUCGAUGUAUAUAUGUUUGCAAAUAAUCAAAAAUCCUAACUUCAU